GUUAACACUCAGUAGCUCCGUAACUAAGCGUUUGCGGACCUAGGUACAUCGAUACUGUCGUUACCAUGGCGGUAACAUAUCAACAAUAAUAGGAAAUGUUGAGAUCUAAGGUGAAGAAAAAACUUCCUGCACUGAAAUUUCUAGGAAAAGUUGAGCGAAGAGAUAUAAAUGAAUUAUUUGAACCAGUGAAAACUCUGAAUUUUACUGAGGAAAGAGCUGGGGAAAAAGAUUGUUGCGAGAAUAAAUGGCUUGGAAAACAUGGUGAAAGAUUCAGAAAAAUCUAUAAUGAAAAUAAAAAGCUCAUCGGGAAAUUAACAACAGACUAUAAAAAGGCGCUGUGGGAAGUUAAAAAUGAAUCUCCUGGAAGAAAGCAGAAAUCCAUUAUUUCAGAAACAUCAGAUGAUUUAAAACGCGUGCUUGAAAAUUCCAAGAAAAGACAGGAAGAUGAUGAUGCUCCAUUUCAAAUUAACGAUCCAAUUGAUAUAACCGACUAUAUGGGAGAUAAGGAAAUUUAUGAGGAACAAGAGGAUUCGGCAACGUGGGUGCUUCUUCGGGCAAAAUGUGAUGAAGAUGCAUCGGAAACGUCAUCGGAAGGAUUUAUUAAUAUAAAGUCAAAAGAACAAGAUGAGAUGACGAGACCGUCUAUCGAUUGGGAAAUUUUGAACGAAUCGAUGAUAAAAUGUAGAAAAUGGUUGGAAGACUUAUAAAACGGAGGUUUUCUGUUUUCAUUUGUUUAAUAAACAAAAAU
This is a messenger RNA of Coccinella septempunctata (seven-spotted ladybird), 748 nucleotides long. RefSeq lists its product as uncharacterized. The transcript is spliced from 2 exons. The coding region runs from base 96 to 707 and encodes 203 amino acids. NCBI's taxonomy places the organism in Eukaryota, Metazoa, Arthropoda, Insecta, Coleoptera, Coccinellidae. The record is from RefSeq and is a predicted model, not a curated record.